Messenger RNA from Engraulis encrasicolus (European anchovy), 960 nucleotides. RefSeq names its product LHFPL tetraspan subfamily member 7 protein. The record is from RefSeq and is a predicted model, not a curated record. The transcript has 3 exons. NCBI's taxonomy places the organism in Eukaryota, Metazoa, Chordata, Actinopteri, Clupeiformes, Engraulidae. The coding region runs from base 109 to 789 and encodes 226 amino acids. Gene Ontology annotation, cellular component: membrane.
UCCGUAUUUGUUGGUGUAAGGGAAAUAUCGUUGUUUUUUAAGAAGUGAUGGUUAUCUGACGUGAGGCUGUUGGUGAGUUUUCUGUCUACCUGGACAAGUGAACUCCAAAUGCAUUCAUUGCUGGAUAGAAAGAAGAAAGAAGCCGGGGUUGGGAUUGAUCUGUCUCCGAGCCCUUUUCCCCAAGCCGCGAGGAUGUUCAGCUGUGUUGGUUGCUUUUGGGUUCUCCUGUCGUCCGCCCUCGGUGCCGUUUGUUGUUUCAGUUUCAUAUCGCCUGCAUGGAUCGUGAAGGACCACCUGAAAAAUAAGGAUUCCGUGAGCUUCGGGUUACUUUGGCACUGCUCCGAGUCCAUGGACCACAUGUACAGAUGUUACACUUUUGGGGGCCUUGGAAAAUUCGACGAAAUUCCGUCCAGCUCGUGGCAGACGAGUGCGGUGCUGUGUUCGGGGGGCUGUGCGCUGCUGGCGGUGAGCUCCCUGCUGGCCAUCGUCACCAUCUUCCUCCCCGGCGGGCCGUGCGAGAGGAGGGCCUGCACGCUGGCCGGAUACAUGCAGAUGGCCGCAGUGUUCAUCAUGGGCUCUGGUCUGCUGGUGUACCCGUUUGGCCUCAACUCCAACCUGGUCAAGUCCUUCUGUGGAGACGCGGACAUCUACUAUGCGGGCGAGUGCCAGAUCGGCUGGGGCUACAUGCUGGCCAUCGUGGGGGUCAUGCUCACCCUCUUCCUGCCCUUCUUCGCCAAGUACGCCCCCAAAGAGCAGCUGUCCCCCACCCCCCUGCCCACCCUUUUAUAAUACAAUACGACCAACCGCCCCACCACUGCUCCUCCUGCCUACUGCUACUAUGAAAUAACAAGACACGGCCAGGCCAACUGACGGACUCUCCUCAUCCUUAGCUGUUCGCUACAGCAGGCUGAUGUCAAACUACAUGAAGAGAUCUCUCUGUGUGUAUUUGUUUGUGCUUUU